Messenger RNA from Ipomoea nil (Japanese morning glory), 2180 nucleotides. Its product is annotated as uroporphyrinogen-III C-methyltransferase. The transcript has 6 exons. The record is from RefSeq and is a predicted model, not a curated record. NCBI's taxonomy places the organism in Eukaryota, Viridiplantae, Streptophyta, Magnoliopsida, Solanales, Convolvulaceae. Gene Ontology annotation, biological process: siroheme biosynthetic process. Gene Ontology annotation, molecular function: uroporphyrin-III C-methyltransferase activity. Bases 655 to 1764 code for a protein of 369 amino acids.
ACGGGCCGCCGCAGCCGCCUUACAUUUUAACGAUGCAGCGGUGGGGACAAGUGCAGAAUAUAAUAGCCCAUCCACUACUCCAACCUUCAAUGGUCGCCAAUGCAAACUGUCCCAUUCACAACCUCAAAAGCUACUUCCCUUGCCUUCUCAUCGUCCCCAAAGCGUAGAAACAACUCCUCCAAUUCAAAUCCAACUUCUCUUCCUUCACAAGCUCAAACUAUAUGGAGGAGACUUCAAUAGCCCUAAUCCUUUCAUUUCCCUUGGAAUCCCUCAUUCCCUCGGCAGCUCGGCUUCUGGUUUGCUGAAGAACCUAAAGGUUUGAAGCUCUGGGUUUGAAAUUGGUAAUUUGGCACUUGGCAGUGUGCUUCCAGAGUUCCAGCUUUUCAGUGUGAUUUUGGCACUUUGGCAAUUGGCAAUUUGGCAGUGUGUAGUGUGUUUGUUAAUUGUUAGUUUAGACUUUAGACUUGGUUUAUUUUUUAUUUUUUAACUUUUUCAAGUGUAAUUCUCUAUUAAUUGUGGAAUAAUUUGUUAAUCUUUCGGGUUUUUGGUAACCGGUUUUGGCCGGUUAUAGCAAUUUUAAUCGGUGACCGACCGUUUGCUCACCCCUAUCAACAAAGGAGAUUCUUUUAUUAUCCUUCAUUUCUUGGGAAAAAGAUGUCUCUUUUGAGCAAACUCCCUUGUAUUUCUUCUUCUGCUAAUGCCAGAUUGAGAAAAAUCGAAUCUUUUUCCCUAAACCCAGUUUGCUCAAUACACUAUGCAUCCUGUUCCAAUUCCCCGUUCACUGAGAAGCAUUCAGCCGAGAGGUACCAGAGGGACAACUGGAUUUACAAGAACAAAUUGGAGCAGCCCUCUUCUUGCCCGCUCCCAGCUGACCCUGACCCUACCUUUGUCAGGGACUAUGACAUUGCUCAGCAGCUCCCUGAGCUCAAGAAAUUGCUUCUGGUCUUGAGGGAGAAGAGAGGGGAAAAUGGUAGCGGUGAGAAGAGAGGGCCCGGGAAUGUGUUUUUGGUGGGGACGGGGCCAGGGGACCCAGAAUUGUUGACUCUCAAGGCAUUGAAAGUGAUUCAGAAUGCUGAUUUGCUGUUGUAUGAUAGAUUGGUUUCUAAUGAUGUGCUCAGUUUAGUGGGUCCUGAUGCUAGGCUUCUCUAUGUUGGCAAAACUGCUGGGUACCAUAGCAGAACACAGGAAGAAAUUCACGAGUUGCUUUUGAGUUUCGCUGAAGUUGGGGCCAAUGUUGUGCGUCUGAAAGGAGGUGAUCCAUUGGUGUUUGGACGGGGUGGAGAAGAGAUGGACUUUCUACAACAACAAGGAAUUGAAGUGAAAGUCAUUCCUGGUAUUACGGCAGCUUCUGGAAUAGCUGCAGAGCUCGGAAUCCCAUUGACACACCGUGGCAUUUCCAAUAGUGUUAGAUUUCUUACUGGCCACUCUAGAAAAGGAGGAUCAGAUCCUCUAUUUGUAGCAGAGAACGCUGCUGACCCUGACUCUACCUUGAUUGUUUAUAUGGGAUUGUCAACUCUUCCUUCUCUUGCCUCAAAGUUGAUGUAUCAUGGCCUACCUCCGGAUACACCGGCUGCUGCUGUUGAACGAGGGACCACGCCACAACAACGCUCAGUAUUUGCUGAAUUGAACAAUCUAGCCGAUGAAAUUGCUUCACAUCAAUUGGUAUCACCAACUUUGAUCAUCAUCGGGAAGGUUGUUGCACUUUCACCAUUGUGGCCAUAUUCUACUGAAGGGGCUCCGAUCUUGGUUGAGGCCAAAUUGUAGGCGGAGAUCAUGCACUCAUGAUGGCCAACAAGCGUUAUUUGCAGGUAAUAAUAUAUGGCCAUGCUAAUUAGGCAAGAAUGCUGCAGCUUACUGCUUUUUUGAGCUGAAUCUCAUAUGAGAUGAAUGCUACUAACGAUUCUUUACGAAGAAAAACGAUGGAUUUGGGCAUUGGAGGAGCAAAAUGAACAACAUUUUCUUUGGUCUGUUUAAAGUGUAGAUGGGAUAGGUAAAUCUUGAUUGUGGCUACUGCCUACUGGCUGUUCAUUGAGUUAUACCCAAUAGUAGAUUAAUCAUUUUCUUUAAGGGAUGAGGAUUUGAGAUUGAUAAAUUUUAUUUGGGGAAAUUGCAGCUUUAGGCUUUGAAUUAAGGUAGGUGUAAUUUUGAAUCCUAAUCAAUAUGGAGUUGGAAAUUAGUCA